Molecule: messenger RNA, 429 nt
Organism: Knipowitschia caucasica
Lineage: Eukaryota; Metazoa; Chordata; Actinopteri; Gobiiformes; Gobiidae
Source: the annotation of a GenBank genome assembly
AUGCUUAUACGUGCUGUCACAGAUCUGCUGGACAAGACGAGCAAACCUGCAUCAGAGAGUGGUGGGUACCGCCGCCUACGCAUAUUCUCAGGUACUGUGCCUACUCCGGCUGGAGAGGAGCAGUUUGACCACUGGUUGGAACAAGCUUACCUGAUGGUUGAAGAAAGUGAUGGUUCUGACAAAGAUAAAAGGAGAAGGAUCAUGGAAAGUUUAAAAGGCCCUGCUCUUGAACUAAUCAAAGCGAUACGCCUUUCUGAAGCUGAUGUCUCUGCAGACAAGUGUUUGGAAGCCCUUGAGAGUGCUUUUGGCCUAGCUGAGUCUGGGGAUGACCUGUAUUUCUCCUUCAGACUAUUACAACAGCAACCGGGUGAAAAGCUGUCAGACUUCCUGAGAAGGUUAGAACGCGCCCUGGCCAAAGUUGUGCAGUGA